UGAUAUUCAAUUUUAACUACAAUUGAUUGUCAUACGUUAUGCAAUACAGGUGAUUCGUGUGUUUAUUUUUUCGUUAUUGAGGGAAUAAAAUUUUGGAAAACUAUUUUAAAAUUAUAAAACUUUUUGGUGCAAAAAAUAUUGCAAUCAAAGAGGAUAUAAAAAUAUGUUUAGAAAGCUUGAAUUUUGGACCAUAAAGGGUUUGCUAGCUGCAGUGGCUGUACAAAGAGUCGAGGGCAAGAAAACACCGCCAGAACCUAGCAGUACUGAUUUAAGUCAUUAUCAAUGCAGGCCUAGCGAUUUGCCUUUAUACGCUCCCUUGCACUCAUACAACAAAGCCGAGCGUUUGCCGCAUCCAGAAAAACCAUCGGCUGCUCGUGAAACUUUGGAAAAAGGUAUACAAGCAAUACGUUCCGAAAUUCAAGCCGGUGUACACAUGGCAACUCAACAAAAAGCCAAUAUAGAUGAAUAUCUCCACAUUGCUAAGCAGCAUACAUUAUCUACGGUUGACUAUCUAAAUGAACCCCAAAACAUACUGCCACGAACGGGCGCCAUAGCUAUCGGUGGACUGGCUGGUUUUAUAUUUGGGGCUCGUGGUGGAUUUAUUAAAAAAUUCCUAUACACAACUGUUGGUGCUGGGGCAGUGGCCUCAUUAUGUUAUCCACGACAGGCCGAACAAUUUGCCCAAGAUGCUUUGUAUCAGGCACGAAAAGGUUAUGCCAUCGCUUAUAAUUUUGUAAAAGGUGUUAAACCCGGGGAAGAAGUGCCUAUAGAGCCAAUUAAUAAGUUCCCUACGUCUUUGGAAGAUAUAAAGUAUCUUUUUUACGAUUUGUACGACGAGGCUAAAGAAGCUGUUUUCCCAAAGAAAAAGUAAAAGCAAAUUUAAAAAUUGAAUGGGCAAUUAUUGUAUGUAAGGACACGAUUAUUGAAACGAAAUUGUAAAGUAAAGUGUUGUCAUAACUGAUGUUUAGUAGUAUCUAUAUGUAUAAGAUAAAAACGAAGCGAAAAAUAGAAUAAUUAGAAAAUAAUAGUCAACUGUUUAGGAAAGUUGUGCAUUAUUUUUUAAUUAUAAUGUUUGAACAAAAAAGAAAUAAAAUUGUAAACGAACU
Messenger RNA from Glossina fuscipes, 1106 nucleotides. RefSeq names its product MICOS complex subunit MIC27 (gene Mic26-27). Gene Ontology annotation, biological process: cristae formation. Gene Ontology annotation, cellular component: MICOS complex. NCBI's taxonomy places the organism in Eukaryota, Metazoa, Arthropoda, Insecta, Diptera, Glossinidae. The coding region runs from base 164 to 871 and encodes 235 amino acids. The record is from RefSeq and is a predicted model, not a curated record. The transcript is spliced from 2 exons.